Molecule: messenger RNA, 1361 nt
Organism: Exophiala xenobiotica
Lineage: Eukaryota; Fungi; Ascomycota; Eurotiomycetes; Chaetothyriales; Herpotrichiellaceae
Exons: 2
Coding region: 80-721 (213 amino acids)
Biological process (GO): vesicle budding from membrane; late endosome to vacuole transport via multivesicular body sorting pathway
Cellular component (GO): ESCRT III complex; multivesicular body
Source: RefSeq, a predicted model, not a curated record
UGAUUUGAUAACAGCUUCAUUGUUAUUUCUUUGCAUACCUACACAACCAAGUCCUCACAAGGCCAGCCAUGCAGCAAAGAUGGGCAACUCUCAGAGUGCGCACAAGAUUUCUGCGCAUGACAGGGCAAUCCUGGACAUGAAGAACCAACGCGACAAACUCCGCCAAUACCAGAAGAAAAUCACGGUAAUAACGAACCGCGAAACCGAAAUCGCGCGCGAAUGUCUCGCAAAGGGCGACAAACCCAAAGCCCUCCUCGCCCUACGACGUAAGAAAUACCAAGAAUCCCUCCUCUCCAAGACAGACGCGCAGCUCGAACAGCUCGAGAAACUCACGAGUAGCGUGGAGUUCGCGCUCGUGCAGAAAGAUGUGCUCUUCGGUCUACAACAAGGCACGCAGGUGCUCAACAUGAUUCACAAGGAGAUGGGCGGGCUGGAAGGUGUCGAGAAGAUGAUGGCCGACACGGAGGAGGCGAGACGGUAUCAGGAAGAGAUCAGCGAGGCGCUGGCUGGGCAGAUGUCCAACGAGGACGAAGAUGAGGUCGAGGAUGAACUUGAAGCUAUGGAACGAGAAGUCUCCGGUGUGAGUGCGCUGCCUGAUGCGCCGAACAAGACGGUUGUGGGAGAGGGCACGCUGCCCGAUGCACCGCAGACGGAGCUGGACAAGAUACAGAAGCAGAAAGAACGGGCCAGGCAGAGAAGAGUUGCGCUGGAAGCAUCUUGACGCGAGUGUGAAUGGUAUGGCAUGGUAUGGCAUGGUAUGGUAUACAUUUGAUGGUACAUAUUCGCGUGUUAGCGGGCGAGAGGACGAGGCUAUUGCCCAGGCAUUGAUUUAUUGACAUUGGUCAAUCCUUGGAUCAAUUUGUGGUCUUGAGGGUUUGCGGCAGCUUCAUAAAGAACGCUAACCGGCUCGCGGUUGAGAGCCAUGAAAUCACCCUUGAAGCCUAGGUAGGCGAUCUGAGUGACGUCCUCGUCGCCGCCAGAGUGGUUGUCCUCGAAGAAGAGAUUGAUGGACGUCGUGCCGUUCCAGAGAGCGCGGUUCAAGGGGAUCUCGGCGACAUCGUUGCUCUUCGGGAGGGAUAGAAUUUGGGUCGGUUUCAAGUCUGUGGCCGUGCUGAAGUCCAUGUCGUCGCGGUUGCGGAAGAGUUUGAGGGUCAUGGGUGCUGAGUCGGUGUCCGAGGUGCGGAUGAGGAUCGAAUAUAGCUUGCAUGAACCGGCGAAAGGGAUAUGCAUGAGGAGUUGCUCGUCUGCGUCGCUUUUGAGGGUGGGCUGUUCAUUAAGACGUUCAUCCCAUGUCUUCUGGACAACAGCCGCACCUGAGCGAGGUUCAGCCUCGUUCAAUGUGAUUAUGCCUUCAAAGUUGA